Molecule: messenger RNA, 2082 nt
Organism: Amoebophrya sp. A120
Lineage: Eukaryota; Dinophyceae; Syndiniales; Amoebophryaceae
Source: the annotation of a GenBank genome assembly
AGCCACUUGUGUUUGCGAAACCCGUUUUGCAAGGCACUCAAUUUGAAAAUUUUUUAUCGUUUUCAGUAUAACCCUAAAAGGAGUUUUAAGUACGCAUUAUAAAUCACAUACACCAAGAUGGAGAAGUUUGCGUGUAAGAGCACUUGUGUAUGCGCCGCAUGCUACGAGCAGGAAGCGAUGGUGGCCUGCCUCGAUGUGGUCCAGGCAAAGGAACAAUGUGCGAAAGCCGUUGUAAAUGAGACGCCGCUCCAACAACAAUGUGCGAAAGCCGUUGUAAACGAGACGCCGCUGCAACGUAAGAAAUUGCCAAAGACAAAAGCCCUGAAGAAGUGGGAGGACUUCGUCGAGCGGGCAUUGGUGAGGAUCACAACCAUUUCGAAGAGAGUUGCAAAAGUGUUGCGGCACGACCGAAAGACGGUGUUGGAUGCGCAGGGCUACGCCGCCGUGAACCACGUUGCGAGAAAGUGCAAAUGCAGUCCCGAAACCAUCCACCAAGUUGUCAGGAUCGACACGAAAAAGCGGUUUGGUUUGAAGCGAUCUGACCACGGGAGCUUUGUGCGGGCGGAGCAGGGCCACAGCAACCCGAAAGUCAACAUUUCCCACCGGCUGCUGAAAAGCGCGGAGUGCCGGAACCUCAAAGUCCCAAUUUUGCACGGAACGAGCCUGCAAUCCUGGAAACAAAUCCAAGCCACAGGCGGGCUCAAGAGAAUGAAGCGGAGCCACGUGCACCUGGCCAAGGGGUGGCAUGCCAAAAGCGGCAUGCAAGCAAACACGGAGGUGGUUCUAGUGGUCGAUGUGGUAGCCGCGAUUGAAGAGGUGGGACUGGAAUUUUUCGAAAGUGCGAACGGAGUUGUUCUCUGCGCAGCUGACAUUCCACUCAAGUUCAUCACAGUACAAGGAAAUGGCGUCUUUUGCAGCAAGACAGUUUUACCUCUAUCCAUGCCGUCAACGCGAGCUCCGUCCGAGGCCGGCAGUGAUUCGGAAGGCGAACAGGAGGACUUUUCCGGGAAGAAGGCACUGAGGCCAACGUACAGCGCUCGAAUCCCUUGGUGGUUAAGAAGAUGAGAUGUCGUGGAGGUUGAGGAGAAAUGUCAAGGGCAGUAUAAUGUGACAUCACCUUGAACUAGCCCGAAUGACGGAGAUACGAGGGGAAAGGCGGAGAGGAUUCCGUGGUGGCUGCGUCAGCGAUGGUCGGGACAGGAAAAAGACUCUCAAGGCGAGUACCGUGGCAAAGCAUGACUACAGGAGGAAUUGCGCCAGAGCGACUGCUGAGGACUGUGCCGCAUGUUGACAGGUGGAAACUGCCAGGAUAUGAGGAAAACUCCGCGGACUUCGCGAAAGCUGCCAGCACAAAAAGGUCAUCUGCCGGGACAGGAGGACAAGACGAAAAUAAAAGCGCAUCUGCUAAGAACGGUAGCGAAAAAAGUGGCUGCGAAGACCCACGCUGCACAACUUCUAACUUUCGUUUCCAGGAUUUCUGAGUAAAAGCAAAAGGAACUACUACUUUUUUUCUCGUGCAUUAGUUUCUCUUCCUUGUUGCCAGCAAGUAGAGCACUGUCAAAAAAGCAAGUUCGAAUGUACAAUAUUUCUCGAUGGUAAAUCAUUCAAGCAAAUAAAAGCUAGAGGUCAAGUUCGAUGUUCCAAAGCUCGAGUUUCAGAACUUUGUGUUUUCAUAUCAUUGUCAAGAUCAUCACAUAGCCCUAGUUACCCCGCCACUUACUACGACGAGCAUGAAAGUUGAAUCGCCCACGGUGUACCUUGUUUCAAACUUCUACCAAUUUAGAUAGCGCCUGAGCGGCAAGUCUUCAGCAAAGUAUCAUGAGCACUCAAAUUAUAGCACAUUCUAUCUAUCACUACCCGUCAUUGUUUCCAAACGUCGUCUUACAUACAGCAACAAACAGUAUCAAGUUUUUGAGUUCGAAAAUACACAGGAAGUACCCACAAAAGCAUGCAGUGAAGAUAUGAGGCGGCAAAUCGACCGAGUCACCAAGAUGUAUCUCAGCAACUAGAAUCUGAAGCUCUUGAUGAAGUUCAAGCGAAUCUUCCGACAAAAAUGGAAUCAGACCUUGUAGCUGCAAGGAC